Messenger RNA from Lachancea meyersii CBS 8951, 228 nucleotides. The record is from the annotation of a GenBank genome assembly. NCBI's taxonomy places the organism in Eukaryota, Fungi, Ascomycota, Saccharomycetes, Saccharomycetales, Saccharomycetaceae.
AUGACAGCCAAGACGUUUAUUGUGACCCUCAAGGACCACGUUGCCGAAGGAGACAUCUCGACGGUCAAAGACGCGUUCACCAAGCUGGGUGGCGAAAUCACACACGAGUUCUCGCUCAUAAAGGGGUUUUCCGUCAAGGUGCCGGAAGUCGGGAUCGACAGCGUCAAGAAGAAACAUGGCGACUCGAUUGCCAACAUCGAGGAAGACCAAGAGGUGCACACCCAGUGA